UUUCGCCGAUUAAUACGACGUAUUAACUAAUAGUGGAAAUGAUCGGUCGCAAAAUAUACGCGCUCUACAUUUUGGCGUUCCUUGCUUUUUACAGUAAAGACACAGAUGCGGCGCGCAUACUCGGUUUCUUUUCGACGCCAUCGAAAUCGCACCUACUGAUACACGCCGCGAUCGCUGACACUUUGGCACGCGCUGGUCACGAUGUCACCGUAAUCGCCGUCUCGAAGAAUGUCUAUCCGCAUGCGCACUAUAAAUUCAUAGAGAUCGAAUUGGGCGAAGACGCACAGUUCAAUCAUAGCACUUUACAAAAUAUGGUCAAUAAACCGAAACCAUUCUACAUGAGUUUUUUCAACUUGGCGCAUUCUUUUGGCAUCACUGCAAAUCGUACGCUGAACCAUCCGAAAAUGCAGGACUUCUUACGCACGCAUGGCGCGGGCGCAUUUGAUUUGCUGUUACUCGGUUACACAGUCAACGAUUUCGCCAUGGGACUUGGCGCACACUUCGGUUGCCCGAUUAUUUUGUCCUUUAUGGUACAGCCAAUCUUUUUGACUGAUCUAUUGGUGGGUAAUCCUACGGAACACGCUUAUGCGCCGCCGUUGUUAAGUAAUCUGAAAGCACCGCUGACAUUUUGGGAACGUGUACUGAGCUUUUUAGGAAACUUUUUUGAGCAGUGGAUCAUGUUGCCGAUUUUUGAGAUAAAUCUAUUGAAGCUUUACAAUAGAGCUAUAAACGCGGCGCGUAUACUCGGUUUCUUUUCGACACAAUCGAAAUCGCACACACUCAUUCAUGCCGCCAUCGCGGACACUCUGGCACGCGCAGGUCACGAUGUCACCGUAAUCGCUGUCUCGAAGAAUGUCUAUCCGCAAGCGCACUACAAAUUCAUAGAGAUCGAAUUGGGCAUAGAUGCACAAUACCAACACAACACUUUGCAAAAUAUGGUCAACAAACCGAAACCUUUUUACAUAAGCUUCUUCAACUUGGCAGAAUCUUUAAAUUUCGCUGUCAAUCGUACGCUGAACCAUCCGAAAAUGCAGGAUUUCUUGCGCAGGCAUGGCGCGGGCGCUUUUGAUUUGGUGCUGCUCGGUUAUACAGGCAAUGAUUUCGCGAUGGGACUUGGCGCGCACUUCGGUUGCCCGAUUAUUUUGUCUUUUAUGGUCCAGCCAAUUUUUACGAUUAAUCAAUUGGUAGGCAAUCCUUCGGAGCAUGCUUACGCGCCGCCGUUGUUAAGUAAUCUAAAAGCGCCGCUGACAUUUUGGGAACGUGUACUGAGCUUUUUAGCAAACUUUUUUGAGCAGUGGAUCAUGUUGCCGAUUUUUGAGAUAAAUCUGUUGAAGCUUUACAACCCGCUAAACGGGGAGAGCGCACGCAUACUCGCCUUCUUCCCGACCACAUUGCGUUCGCAUCAGCUAAUGAAUUGCGCUGUGGCCGAUGCACUGGCCGAAGCCGGGCACAAUGUGACCGUGAUUGGUGCGACCAUGAAUGUGUACCCGCGCUCUAAAUACCGUUAUAUACGUAUCGAAGGAGUAAAGGUUGGCGAUGAAUUGAUAAAAAAAAUCGUAAAUGUACCAAGUAUGAACACCUACAAGUACAUGGGUUUAUUGCUGCCAUUUCUACGCGUACACAAUGCAACACUGGCGCAGCCGAAAAUACAACAGUUCUUAAAAACUUCACAAGAGAGCGAUUACGAUCUAUUGCUGUUGACUUAUUUAAUGAAUGAUUUUCAUCUUGGUUUGGGCGCACACUUCAAAUGUCCCAUAGUCGUUUUUUAUGUGUCAGAGCCGUUGCUAAAGAUACAAAGUUGGGUCGGGAAUCCCGAUGAGUUUUCAUAUGUGCCGAUACGUUUGAGCGGUAUGACGCAACCGUUAAAUUUUGCUAAGCGAGUGAGUAACUUUUUGUGGUAUCUACUCGAAAGUGUGGCGAUCGAUGGCUUCAUGAAGACACCGAUAGAAGAGUUUUACAAACCUGCAUUUGCAGUCGUCAUGCCGCCCUCCGCAUUGUUAUGCAGCCUGCUGCUGUUUAUCGCUUUAACCGCGUCGCGCUUCGAAUUGGCGUAUACCGCGCGCAUACUUGGCUUCUUCCCCUCACCCUCGAAAUCGCAUCUGAUCGUGCAUGCUGCCAUCGCCGACACAUUAGCGCAAGCUGGACAUGACGUCACCGUUAUCGGCAGUUCAAAUAAUGUAUAUCCCCAAGCCAAGUAUAAGUAUAUACAAACGGCGCAGCAUACGCUCGAUAGCUCUGUCAUCACGGGUAUGAUGAACAGUUCGUUCUAUAAGCAAUUCGGUAACAUGGUGAAGUCGAUCGCCAGCACCGCGAAUGCUUCCAUAACACACCCGCGUAUGCAGCGUUUUCUACAGGAGCAUGGCGCUGGCGAUUUUGAUCUGCUCAUAGUCGGUUACUUUAUGAACGAUUUCCAUUUCGGUUUGGCGGCACAUUUUCAAUGUCCAUUAGUUGUGUCUUUUAUGAUACAACCAAUUAUGACGAUCAACCGCAUGUUGGGCAAUCCCAACGAGAUGGCGUACGUGCCGACCCUGAUGGGGAAACAAACACAACCGAUGGGUUUCGUGGCGCGUGUGAAGAACCUUUUCAGCAUACUGAUUGAGGAGCUUAUCAUUGCGCCGUUGAAUUAUGGAUAUCAACAACAGCUUUACGACUUGCAACCGACGGCAUGUGUUGAGGCCGCACGCAUAUUGGGUUUCUUCGCCUCACCCUCGAAAUCGCACAUUAUCGUGCAUUGUGCCGUCGCAGAUGCGCUAGCGCAGGCCGGUCAUAACGUUACAGUCAUCGCUUCCGGUCCGAAUGUGCGCAGGCAAGCGAAAUACAAGUAUAUCGAAUUGGAUACGAUAGGCGACCAUCCGCUCAUGUCUACCGAUAUGGUGAAUAAACGCAAAUACUUUUGGCAGCGUUUCGGUUCACUUUUGGACACGAUUAGUACGAACGCGAAUGAGACGCAGCAUCAUAAGCGCGUGCAACAAUUUCUGCAGGAACAUCGUGCGGGCGAUUUCGAUUUGUUGCUCUUCGGUUAUUUCAUGAACGAUUUCCAGUUGGGUUUGGCGGGGCAUUUUCGUUGCCCCAUCGUGGUCUCCUUCAUGAUUCAGCCGAUCUAUGCGGUAAACCUAUAUGUAGGCAAUCCCAGUGAGUCAGCCUAUGUGCCGGGUAUAUUUGGGUACUUGGUGCAACCGAUGAAGUUUUUGGAACGUGUGAAGAAUAAGAUUGUCGCUUACAUUGAAGAAAUUAUCAUACAGAACAUGCUGGAUUCUUAUACAAGUAAAUACUACGAUCACCGCCAGGCACACGUUCCACACAGUAUCGAGGAGCAGUUCCGUCGCGGUUUAAACAUGUCUCUACGCGCUACUGUUGCCAUAUUUUUCGCCCUCAUUAUUGGCGGCUUCAACGCGCCUCCAGUGCAAUCCGCGCGUAUACUCGGUUUCUUUCCAUCAGUUUCACCAUCACAUCUGUUCAUACAUUGUGCCGUCGCAGAUGCACUGGCCGAGGCUGGACACAAUGUGACCGUGUUGUCUUCGACGAAGAAUCCUUACAAGUUGGCGAAAUACAAUUACAUACAAUUGGAUCUGCCGCUGUUUCCGAAGGAGUUUCUACGUCGCUUGGUUACCAAAGAGCAAUCGCUAAUCGCACGCUAUCCGUACUUCAUUGAAGAGGUCACAAGUUUGGCUAAUCAGUCCUUUAGCAAUCCGCGUUUGCGACAAUUCCUCGACACACAUGGUGAAGGCAGCUUCGAUCUGCUGAUUUUGGGUUACUUCAUGAACGACUUUCAUUUAGGUCUGGGCGCUCACUUUAAAGUGCCUAUUGUGGUCUCGUUUAUGGUUCAACCCAUUUUUGCCGUACACAAUUUGGUGAAGAAUCCAAUAGAGCCCGCCUAUGUGCCGACGUUGUUUUGCGAACGCAAGCAACCGUUGGAUUUUUGGGGACGUUUGCAAAACUAUGUGGUAGCGCUUUUCGAAACAUUUUAUAUGACACUCAUUGUGGAAAGGGAAUCGCAAAAAUAUUACGAUUACAACUUCCCACCAGACCGUUAUCCGCCAUUCGAAGAUGUGCGUCAGAACGUCUCACUUAUCUUCACCAACCACCACUUCAGCCAGGGACCCAUACGCCCCAAUGUACCCAAUCUAAUCGAAAUCGGUGGCAUACAAAUCAAAGAGAAACCCGAUCCGUUACCUGCCGAUAUUGCCAAAAUCUUGGAUGAAGCUAAAGAAGGCGCCAUCUAUUUCAGUUUAGGUAGCAACAUACAAGGCUCCCAUCUAACCGAGGAAAAGGUAAAGAUAAUGUUCAAUGUCAUCUCAAAACUACCCUACAAGGUCUUGUGGAAAUGGGGACCGAACGAUCGACCUGGCCAGUCGGAGAAUAUCAUCUACCGUGAUUGGUUGCCACAGGACGACAUACUCGCGCACCCCAAUAUCAAACUGUUCAUCACACACGGCGGCAUGGGCAGUGUUGUUGAGGCACAAUAUCAUGGCGUACCUAUGGUGGGUAUACCGUUAUUCGGUGAUCAGCCCUCAAAUAUGGCAAAUGUACAACGCUCUGGCUACGGUCUCGCUGUCGACUAUAUAACACUGUCAGAAGAGAGUCUCAACAAUGCCAUACAGGAAGUGCUCACAAAUCCCAAAUAUACAAACACUGUGCAAGAAUUCUCACGCCUCUAUCGCGAUCGGCCGAUGACACCACGCCAGACGGUCGUCUAUUGGGUGGAAUAUGUGCUGCGACACAAGGGUGCCAAGCAUAUGCAAUCACCGGCGGUGCACAUGAAUCGUUGGCAACUGAUGUCGCUCGAUGUGAUCGGUUUUCUGUGGGCGAUCUUCGCCGGUGUUGUGCUGGUGUGCGCAAUUGUAUUCAGACUGCUGUGUGGUGAAAAGAAAGACAAGAAGGAGGUAAAGGUGGAAAAGACAAAGCAAAAAUAGUGAACAAAGGGAAAUUUAAAAAGUGCGUAGCGUAGCUGUUAAAUGGAAUUUUCUUUCUUUUGCUUUGCGUUCUUUAAAGUUGAAAGAGAUGCAAAGUCGAGAGUGAAAGGAACUGAGAUGAGACGCUUUUUUACGCUGUUGUGGAGGAGUACGCUUUUCAAUUUAACAAAAGGCAUUAUUAGUUAGUCAAUAUAUGGAACUGAGCACACAUUUUCAUUAAUUCUUAUACAUUGUGUAUAUGCGAUUAUAUAUAGUUAAAAAAAAUAUUUCGAAUUUUAUAAAAAAAAAAAUAAUAAUAAAACAAUAAUGAAAAUUCUGAAUCA
This is a messenger RNA of Zeugodacus cucurbitae (melon fly), 5236 nucleotides long. RefSeq lists its product as uncharacterized. Gene Ontology annotation, molecular function: UDP-glycosyltransferase activity. Lineage: Eukaryota; Metazoa; Arthropoda; Insecta; Diptera; Tephritidae. The coding region runs from base 39 to 4913 and encodes 1624 amino acids. The transcript has 8 exons. The record is from RefSeq and is a predicted model, not a curated record.